UGCGCUGUGAAUAAAAGAAAGGUUUCUUGUUUAAAUUAAACGAUAUAAACAAAACACCGCGAUUCAGUUCAAUUCAACAUUUAAGGAACACAUCAAGCUAAAUCUGAGGUUUACAGAAUUCGUUAAUUUCCUUCAGGCUGCCAUUAUGAAUACGGACGAUCUUGAGGACACCCACCUGUGCAUCAAGUGCAAUGCCACGAUUAUGGGUCUCACCAAAUACAUUGAGCACCGGAAGCGAAAUUGCCUGAUGACGGUGAAGCCAGAGGGUACACCGGCCACAGAUGGAUCAGCAACCAGUUCCACUUCCACUCCAGUGGUGUCCCAGACGAUCAUCCGUCGCAGCAGUCAUCUGGAUCACACCUACGAUGGCUUUCACUUCGCAGAACCGGAGGCCCCAAGUAGUUACCUUCGGAAGACAGCGGCCAGUCAUGGGGGAAAGGCCUCUAAGUCUCUGACUGAAGCCUACGAUCUCCCCUACGAGUUGGGAGCUGACCUGUUUUUCUCCUCGCUGCAACUGCAAAGUGUUUCCACUGGUGGCAAGACUGGAUCAGUGCCUCGCCAGGAUAGAGCCAAAGAGGAGUCCUGGACAGCCCCUAGCGGCGAUCCUGUUCUAAAAGCAGUGAGGGGAUACCCUGAGGCUGUAUUCAACUUUGACCAUGACUCCCCAGAAGCGAGUGACGAGGAGGAUGAUGAUGAAGAAGCCGACGACUUUGAUCCAGAAGAGGAUGAGGAGGAUUAUAACGUGAGCCGUCACUCCCCGCCCACAGUGCCCGCCACCCACACUGGCGGUAAAUGGAAGCCCGAACACCGUCCCCAGCUCCGGCACCCGCAUAUCGAGAGAAUAUCACCCAGCUGGGAUGAGCCACCCGAGGAGGCGUACACUCAUCCUCCGGCGGAUCACACGAAGGGCAAGUGGGUGCCGGGCAGCAAGCAGCUUGAGUACAGGGAAAACAUAGACCUCACGAAGCUGGAACAGCCGGGAAUCAGUUACUGGUGCAACAUCUGUUGCCGGCGUCUCAAAAGUCGGUCCAACUACGAGCAACAUUUGAGGAGUGGCUACCAUCUGAAGAGGGCAGAUGCAGAGUGUCAGUUGGAGCAGGCUACCCUCGGAGAAGAACUCAACCUGAGCAAGGACUUUGCUGUGGAGACCAGCGAGAAAAAUGAGGAGCUGCAGCUGCAUCCUGCCAAGAGACAGCGGAGAUCGAGUCUCCUGCGAUGCGAUCUCUGUCGCCGCAGGAUGCCCAGGCAUUUGAUGGGCAAGCACUUGAUAUCCCAUUAUCACUACCGUCGCUUGCAGCAACAGAAUCCGCUAAGGAGGCAAUUAUCCCUGCAGACCAUUCUCAACCACAUGGGCAGCAUUGUGAGGCAAUCGCCAUUCCAAUGCCUUCCGUGCCGAUUCUACGCCAAUACAGAGAGUGCCUUCCUGCAUCAUUGGCAGUCUCACGAGCAUUUUGAGUUAACCCAGCGUCUGGGUGGAUCCUUUUGGUGUGGAUACUGCCAGUUUGAGUGCACUACCAAUGAGUCCAUGUGGCGUCAUCUGCUCCACGCAUCUCACAAGGAAGUGCUCUUAGUCCUGAAUCGAUCGGUACCCAUAUGUAUUGCCCAAAGGCGGUCCAUCCAGUGUCCGUAUUGUGGACUGAGCGUGUUGUACAAUUUCCAACUUCGUCACCAUUUCGCUUCCGACCAUCCCGGCCUGGCUCCUUCUGGAACGGCAGCUGAUGAAUAUCAAUGCAGAUUUCGAUGCGGAUUGUGUGGAAUACCACAAAAGUCGCGAUUGGCACUUCAGCGUCACGAGAAGCACAAACAUCACCUGGCAAGGUACUAUUGUGCCAUUUGUCGCUUGAACUUUGACACACCUUUGCAGGCGCGACGUCAUCGGAGUUUGGUGCAACACAAGCAAAGAGCACGAACCAAGGCACCUUCCUCCACAUCCCGACCGGAUAAGGAAAUAGAGCACAUGCUCAGGGAAGUGCUGGAAGAACCCAUAGCCCAUAGUCCGCCUGCCAAAAGGAAUAAAUUGGCCGAAAAGAAAUGCUCAAAUUGUACGGAAGUUUUUGAUUCUCCACAAAGGUUGGCUCUGCAUCGAGCUGGAGUGCAUCCAGACGACAACCAUGUGUGCCUCAGCUGCGGAUCGAGCUUUCAGUCUGCCCAGGCCCUGGGUAGGCACACACGAAGCUGUCAGCCCCUGGCCAGCACCUCAGGUGCCUCCAAGCCACCUGUGACCAAUACCUCAUCCUCUUACUCCUGCGACAAAUGCAGUUUCCAGUCGCAAUAUGAAUCCGAUCUUAUUUACCAUCGCUUCUUUCACAUGAGACCGGGAACGAUAGGAAGAGACGAGUUGCUGCAGUGUCCGCUCUGUCCCAAGCACUUCAAGAAGCACUCCCUCAGAGCUCAUCUCAGAAACCACACAGAUGAGAAGAUUUUCGAGUGCCCAGAAUGUCAUCAGAAGUUUGCAAGGAGGCACAACCUCAAGAACCAUGUGGCCACCAUGCACGGUCAGGGAAAGGAUACUCAUAAACCGAAGGAAGAUUCCAUAAAAGUGGCGAAGCCCAAAUAUCAGUGCGGAACCUGUGCCAAAGUACUGUCCAAAAAGCAUUCCCUUAAGUUGCACGAGUUGAGUCACUCCGAGGGAGCAGAGCGAAGCUUUCGAUGCCAUUUCCCAGGCUGUUCGUAUGCAGGCUUAUACCAGGAAAACCUCAAAACCCACCUCAUCUCCCACUCUCAGGGUAGGCACAAGUGUGACCGGGAAAACUGCAGCUAUGUCGGGAAAAGUGAACUACAUUUGAAGAGGCACCUCAAGUCAGCCCAUUCCCGGGAGGGGGACGACGCCCGGGAGUGGUUCUCAUGCGAUCAGUGCGAGUUCAGGACCCGCACCAAGGGCCACCUCCGCCGGCACUCGCUUCGCCACUCGGGACAGAAGCCCCACCAGUGCCCCCACUGCGACUUCCAGUGCAGCACCAUCGAUAAUCUGCGCAAGCACAUCGUCAAGACGGGCAAACAUCCCGGCAAAUUCAUCUACGAAUGCCACAAGUGCUCGGAUCAGGCGCCAAAUGAGAUCUUCAAGAGCAACACAUUCAAGGAAUACCAGAAACAUUUGGCCACUCACAAAAUGGAUUGAGGAUACUAUACAA
Molecule: messenger RNA, 3131 nt
Organism: Drosophila serrata
Lineage: Eukaryota; Metazoa; Arthropoda; Insecta; Diptera; Drosophilidae
Biological process (GO): regulation of transcription by RNA polymerase II
Cellular component (GO): nucleus
Molecular function (GO): DNA-binding transcription activator activity, RNA polymerase II-specific; zinc ion binding; RNA polymerase II cis-regulatory region sequence-specific DNA binding
Source: RefSeq, a predicted model, not a curated record